Daphnia pulex (common water flea) is the source of this 1666-nucleotide messenger RNA. Its product is annotated as UDP-glucose 4-epimerase-like. The record is from RefSeq and is a predicted model, not a curated record. Gene Ontology annotation, molecular function: UDP-glucose 4-epimerase activity. Gene Ontology annotation, cellular component: cytosol. Gene Ontology annotation, biological process: beta-D-galactose catabolic process via UDP-galactose, Leloir pathway. The coding region runs from base 273 to 1391 and encodes 372 amino acids. NCBI's taxonomy places the organism in Eukaryota, Metazoa, Arthropoda, Branchiopoda, Diplostraca, Daphniidae. The transcript is spliced from 10 exons.
GAUGAUUCGGCAGACGGCGACAUCUAGCGCUUGAAUCGUCAAUCAAUUCUAGCCGUAUGGAUUGGUGGUCGCAUCGGGAACCUCUGGGCCAACAGCCAAGAUCCUGCGCGGCACAAAGACCCACUGUGUAAUAGGUCCUUUUUUGCAGUUGAUGUUCAAGUUCUCCUACAACCAGACUCAUCACUUACUACUCUCCACACACUACGCAAACCGUCCACGUCAGUCGGCCAAGACGCAAUUUAUACAGUUGAAGGACGAAGAAGAAGUCGACGAUGGCAGGAUCGCCGCAGCGUGAAGAAAAUGUGGGCAACGUUGCACAGGUCGUUGUCUUGGUAACGGGCGGAUGCGGAUACGUUGGAACUCACACGAUCCUCAGACUCCUGGAACAAGACGCCCAGGUCGUCGUGGUCGACAAUCUGGCCGGAGUAACUCGCGGAAGCGGCGAGAAGAAACCAGUGAGCCUGGAGCGUGUAGAAGAGUUGGCGGGCAAGACGGUCAAUUUCCACAAUGUCGACAUCAGUGACGCCGAGGCCCUUGACAAGAUUUUCAAAUUGUAUCGAUUCGACUGUGUCAUUCAUUUGGCCGCCCUGAAAUCGGUUGGAGAUUCCUGCAGUUUGCCGCUCGACUAUUACCGGAAUAACGUGGCCGGCACCAUCACUCUGUUGGAGGUAAUGAAAAGCCACCAAGUCGUGAAAUUGGUCUUUUCGUCGUCGGCCACUGUUUACGGCGAGCCGCAAUAUUUGCCCGUCGACGAGCAGCACGUGACUGGGCAGCGGGUCACCAAUCCUUACGGCCGAACCAAGUACUUUAUCGAAGAAAUAUUGCGCGAUCUCUGCACUUCUGACCCGAAAUGGAGCGUCAUCUGCUUGAGGUAUUUUAAUCCAGUGGGAGCUCAUCCAUCCGGAAGGAUCGGCGAAGAUCCGGCCGGAGUUCCCUGCAAUUUGAUGCCUUACGUGGCUCAAGUGGCCGUUGGUCGACUUGAGAAACUGGCCGUUUACGGCAAUGAUUAUUCAACGCCAGAUGGCACUGGUGUCCGGGAUUACAUCCACAUCAUGGACUUGGCUGAAGGACAUUGGGCGGCCACCAAGAAAAUCCUGAAGGAAAAGGGGGCCAAAGGGGAAGGAGUGGAAAGUUCCUGGCUGGCCUACAAUUUGGGUCUGGGUCGCGGCUACUCGGUCCUGGAGGUGGUGAAAUGUUUCGAGUCGGUCAGCGGCCGUCCCAUCGCCAUGGAUUUCGUCAAACGGAGAGAAGGAGACGUCGCUUCCAGCUACUCGGAUUGCAGCCUGGCCGGCAGCCAGCUGGAUUGGAAGGCCAGCCGCACUCUGACCGACAUGUGCCGGGACAUGUGGAACUGGCAGUCGAUCAAUCCCAAUGGAUACCAAUCCAAUUGACGGAAGAGAUACCGAAGAAUAAGGACAAUCCAUUGAACUCGCCAGCUCAAAAAAGUCCCUCAACAAAAAAACCAAAGAAAAAAGAAAAGGGAAAUUGUUCCAGUUCCUUUUGGUUGUUUCUCUUUUUCUUACUUACUUUUAUAUAUAGAUGAUCUAAGAAAAACGAUGUCUAUAUUUUGAUACCCCCCACAUAGUAGAAAUCGAGCCCAAUUGAGGCUCUGCUUUUUUAUUAUUAUUAUUUCAAGAAUAAUAAAAAAAAAACUCUGGCAUUUGGA